This is a messenger RNA of Hordeum vulgare subsp. vulgare (domesticated barley), 1320 nucleotides long. RefSeq names its product ras-related protein RGP1. Lineage: Eukaryota; Viridiplantae; Streptophyta; Magnoliopsida; Poales; Poaceae. Gene Ontology annotation, cellular component: endosome. Gene Ontology annotation, molecular function: GTP binding; GTPase activity. The transcript has 2 exons. The record is from RefSeq and is a predicted model, not a curated record. Bases 412 to 1092 code for a protein of 226 amino acids.
CGUCUUGGCAGCUGAUUUUCCACUUCAUGUGCUUUCCUGUUGAUCGCUUCAACACAACACUGCUGCUCCUCCAUAAUUUAACACUAAACAAACCAAACCAAACCAAUUUCAUCAUCAUCGCCGCCGCCACCACCACCAUCAUCAUCGCCAUCAUCUUCUUCUUCUCCAAACAACAAAUCAGCGCUUCGCCAAUCCCACCCCACCCACCGCCCGCCUGCUCCUCUCCCUCCCUCCCUCCGCUUUCCGCCUUCUUGAUGCAACAGCCAGUCCUGCGAUUUCAGUAGCCAGGAGGAAGGAGAAAGGGGACAGGCGCCGGGAUCCCGACAGGAGAUCCUGCUCGCCUAGCCUUUGCUGUUUGAGGCGGAGAGAUUGUAAGGGCCGAGAGAGAGAGAGAGAGAGGGAGGGAGGGAGAUGUCUCGUGGCGGCGGCUACGGGGAGAUGGGGCAGAAGAUCGACUACGUGUUCAAGGUGGUGCUCAUCGGCGACUCCGCCGUCGGCAAGUCGCAGCUGCUGGCGCGGUUCGCGCGCAACGAGUUCAGCCUCGACUCCAAGGCCACCAUCGGCGUCGAGUUCCAGACCAAGACCCUCCAGAUCGACAACCGCACCGUCAAGGCCCAGAUCUGGGACACCGCGGGACAAGAGAGGUACCGAGCAGUAACAAGUGCCUACUACAGAGGCGCAGUAGGAGCUAUGCUAGUGUAUGACAUGACCAAGCGUCAGUCCUUCGAUCAUAUGGCGCGGUGGCUCGAGGAAUUGCGAAGCCAUGCCGACAAGAACAUCGUCAUCAUGCUCAUUGGGAACAAGUCGGACCUGGGCUCCCUCCGGGCUGUCCCGACAGAGGAUGCCAAGGAGUUCGCCGAGCGCGAGAGCCUCUUUUUCAUGGAGACGUCCGCUCUUGAGGCUACCAAUGUGGAGAAGGCCUUCAUGACCGGCCUCGAGGAGAUAUACCGCACUGUCAGCAAGAAAAACCUUGUGGCCAACGAUGAGGCUAACUCCGGCGGGAACUCGAGCUUGCUGAAAGGAACGAAAGUUAUCAUCCCAGGCCAGGAGCCGGCCCCUACGGCCAAGGCAGCAUGUUGUAUGUCCUCCUAGACACCAUCUUGUUUCUGGCAGGUAAAGUUUCUAAGUUGAUCCCGGGGUAUCGGCACGCUGAAUGGGUGGGAUUCUUGGGAAGAGGGAUGUAAUUACAUGAAUAGGUGACUCACAUAAAUUGUAAUUUUGUUGAUGAUUAGAUUUUGUAUCUGGUUACGGUGGCGUAUAUACUAGUUAUCAUGAAUCCUUUUAUUCGGGAUGUAAUUAGCCCAACCUUUCAUGCUGGUA